Messenger RNA from Desarmillaria tabescens, 1745 nucleotides. RefSeq names its product Metallo-dependent phosphatase-like protein. Gene Ontology annotation, biological process: chromosome segregation; regulation of mitotic cell cycle. The record is from RefSeq and is a predicted model, not a curated record. The transcript is spliced from 7 exons. Gene Ontology annotation, molecular function: protein serine/threonine phosphatase activity. Gene Ontology annotation, cellular component: nucleus; cytoplasm. The coding region runs from base 312 to 1307 and encodes 331 amino acids. Lineage: Eukaryota; Fungi; Basidiomycota; Agaricomycetes; Agaricales; Physalacriaceae.
GCCCAUCCGAAGGUUGCCGAUUUUGGAAAAUUGGAGGCAUCAACACGACGUUCGUUAUCUGCACCGCCCUUCAUCGAUAUCCUUUGCCAUUUCUCUCUGCGGUUCGGGAAACCGGUUCACGACACUUUCUUCUGCCUUUUUUUGACGGUUAGGUGACCCGCUCUCCCACAAAAAUCAAGAAAAAAAUUGGCGAAGUCCCUGUCUCCAGCCUGAAGCCGCUUCAGAAAAACGACAUCUUGGGGACCAAAAGCUUUUGAAACCCGUCGCAAUCUAAUACAAAGACACACCCAGACGAUUUGGAAAGCCUGAAGAUGGCAGAUUCGACGACGGAGAUAGAUUUGGACUCGGUCAUCGACCGUUUGCUGGAAGUGCGGGGUAAUCGACCGGGCAAGCCUGUACAGCUUCAGGAGUAUGAGAUCAAGUACCUGUGUACCAAGGCCAGGGAGAUUUUCAUUAACCAGCCGAUUCUGCUGGAGUUGGAGGCGCCGAUCAAGAUAUGUGGUGAUAUUCAUGGCCAAUACUAUGAUCUACUCCGACUUUUCGAAUACGGCGGCUUCCCACCUGAGGCAAACUACCUAUUCUUGGGCGACUACGUGGACCGAGGGAAGCAAUCCCUUGAAACCAUCUGUCUACUCCUCGCGUACAAGAUUAAAUACCCAGAAAACUUCUUCAUUUUACGAGGAAAUCACGAGUGCGCGAGUAUAAAUCGGAUUUAUGGGUUUUAUGACGAAUGUAAACGUCGAUACAACAUUAAACUUUGGAAAACAUUCACCGAUUGUUUCAACUGCCUGCCAAUCGCAGCCAUCAUCGACGAGAAGAUUUUCACGAUGCAUGGUGGCCUCAGUCCUGAUUUACAGUCGAUGGAGCAGAUACGGAGAGUAAUGCGGCCUACGGAUGUUCCCGAUACCGGCCUGUUAUGUGACCUUUUGUGGUCCGAUCCCGACAAGGAUAUCACGGGUUGGUCAGAGAAUGACAGAGGAGUGUCAUUUACCUUUGGGCCGGAUGUGGUGUCGCGGUUCCUGCAGAAGCAUGAUAUGGACCUGAUUUGUAGGGCUCAUCAGGUUGUCGAGGACGGUUACGAGUUCUUCGCAAAACGUCAUUUAGUGACGCUGUUCUCGGCCCCCAAUUACUGCGGAGAAUUUGACAAUGCCGGCGCGAUGAUGAGUGUUGAUGAGACGUUGUUAUGUUCAUUCCAAAUCUUGAAACCUGCGGAGAAGAAGGCAAAAUACCCAUACGGCGGAAUGAACAUGGGGCGGCCCGUGACGCCGCCACGCAAGCAGAAGAAGAAGGAAGGACGAAUGGGUUGAGCGGCUUUUACGUUCCAGCGAACCAUGUCUUAUGUCGAGGAGCAUCCCGACAUCCUCUCCUUUGCCGUCUCGCAAGCUCCCCCUCAUCUUUGCAUAGUGUCGCUCGCUCCUCUACGGACUACGUAGGUGCCAUUGCUUUUCGCUUGUUAUAAUGUGAGAUUAGGGUACGCAUACAAUAUCAUAUAUAUUUCUUUUUCUCUUUCUCUUUCCCUCCUUCCUGCAGGUAAAUAUGUGCCUUGAAGGUAAUUUUCAAGCAGUCUGUUCUUGCAGUACAUAUUAUUUUGCAUCCGACUUUUUCUCUUGCUUCGACACCGUGUAAAUUAUCUCUACACUCAAUUUCCACGAUCUAACGAGCUUCUUUUCAAUGUACCGUUUCUGCGCAGUCUCAAAACGAGUCCACAAUAUUUUACCAACUUUUUAGCCAAAAAUGGAAUUGUA